AUGAACACCACCAAAAGCAUGACCCUCUUCCAACUCUCGCUCAUCAUCUUCCUCUUCUUUUUCACCCUCCAUUCAAUCCCAACCCUCGGAUCCCCAACCAACGACGCUGAUUUUAUCCGUACAAGCUGCGGCACCACGCUCUACCCGCAAGUCUGCUACACCUCUCUCUCCCGCUACGCCAGCGCCAUCCAGAACAACCCGGCUCAGCUCGCCAAGGUAGCCAUCAGCGUCAGCCUCGCUAAGGCCAGGCGCAUGGCCGCUUACGUCUCCGACAUCUCCCGCCAAGCAGACUACGGCGCCGACCCUCGAUCCGCGGCCGCCCUCCACGACUGCUUCUCCAACUUCGACGAAGCUGUGGACCAGAUUCACGAUUCGCUCACCCAGAUGCGCCAGCUGAGCAGCCCCGCCGGCUCCGGCGGCGGGUCGUUCCUGUUCCAGAUGAGCAACGUGCAGACGUGGAUGAGCGCCGCGCUGACGGACGAGGAGACCUGCACGGACGGCUUCGAAGACGUGGCGGAAGGGCCCCUGAAGACCGACGUGAUCAAGCGAGUGGAGAAUGUGAAGAAGGUGACCAGCAAUGCGCUUGCGCUCGUGAACAGUUUUGCUCAGAAGGGAGCCGGCGCGCCGACGCCCCGAUGA
Messenger RNA from Prunus armeniaca (apricot), 639 nucleotides. Lineage: Eukaryota; Viridiplantae; Streptophyta; Magnoliopsida; Rosales; Rosaceae. The record is from the annotation of a GenBank genome assembly.